GCGUGCCAAGGGGCACACGACUUGCUGCUCAGGAAAUCCUCGCGGUCUCACCGCCGCGCCGCGAGAGAGAGAGCGACAGAGGCCCGGGACCCCAUUCUCUCUUCUUCUCUCCUUUGGGGCUGGGGCAACUCCCAGGCGGGGGCGCCUGCAGCUCAGCUGAACUUGGCGACCAGAAGCCCGCUGAGUUCCCCACGGCCCUCGCUGCUCAUCGCUCUCUAUUCUUUUGCGCCGGUAGAAAGGAUGACGCCUCAACCCUGGGGUGCGCCCACUGUCCAAGUGACCCGUGAGACGGAGCAGUCCUUCCCCAGAGCCUCGGACGACGAAGUGACCUGCCCCACGUCCGCCGCGCCCAGCCCCACUCGCACACGGGGGAACUGCGCGGAGGCGGAAGGGGGCGGCUGCCGAGGGGCCCCGAGGAAGCUCCGGGCACGGCGCGGGGGGCGCAGCCGGCCUAAGGGCGAGUUGGCACUGAGCAAGCAGCGACGGAGUCGGCGAAAGAAGGCCAACGACCGCGAGCGCAAUCGAAUGCACAACCUCAACUCGGCGCUGGACGCGCUGCGCGGUGUCCUGCCCACCUUCCCAGACGACGCGAAGCUCACCAAGAUCGAGACGCUGCGCUUCGCCCACAACUACAUCUGGGCGCUGACUCAAACGCUGCGCAUAGCGGACCACAGCUUGUACGCGCUGGAGUCGCCGGCGCCGCACUGCGGGGAGCUGGGCAGCCCAGGCGGUUCCCCCGGGGACUGGGGGUCCCUCUACUCCCCAGUCUCCCUGGCUGGCAGCCUGAGCCCCGCUGCGUCGCUGGAGGAGCGACCUGGGCUGCGGGGGACCACCUCUUCCGCCUGCUUGAGCCCAGGCACUCUGGCUUUCUCAGAUUUUCUGUGA
Messenger RNA from Nomascus leucogenys (northern white-cheeked gibbon), 885 nucleotides. It is a transcript of the gene NEUROG3, whose product is annotated as neurogenin 3. Gene Ontology annotation, molecular function: protein dimerization activity. The record is from RefSeq and is a predicted model, not a curated record. NCBI's taxonomy places the organism in Eukaryota, Metazoa, Chordata, Mammalia, Primates, Hylobatidae.